Molecule: messenger RNA, 996 nt
Organism: Bactrocera oleae (olive fruit fly)
Lineage: Eukaryota; Metazoa; Arthropoda; Insecta; Diptera; Tephritidae
Gene: Scox
Product: Synthesis of cytochrome c oxidase
Biological process (GO): intracellular copper ion homeostasis; mitochondrial respiratory chain complex IV assembly
Cellular component (GO): mitochondrial inner membrane
Molecular function (GO): copper chaperone activity; copper ion binding
Source: RefSeq, a predicted model, not a curated record
CUAUUCAUUCGUGCUUCUUCUAGUUUUACACAUUUGUUUUACGUAAAAAGCCGCACAGCUGGUUGAAAUACAUCUCCUAAUUUUAGUAACCUACUAAUAUUUGUCAAUAAAAAUCCAUAUUAAAAAAAAUAAUGUCACGAAAUAUAUAUCGUUUGAUGAACAACUGUAGUAGAACACUGGUUUUUCAAGCACAUGCUUGUCCAUCGAAGUUGAUAAACUCACCGGCCAAUCAUAUACAGCGACGUUUUGCUGCCACAGACCCUACAAAAGGCAAGGGUCCGAUUUCGUGGAAGAGCUUAGCUUUUAUUGGUGGUGCCGGUGCAAUCGGUCUAGGUUUUAUGUUGUACGUAAAGAAGGAAAAAGAGGAGGCAAUAAUGCGCGAACGAAAAAGGCAAUUGGGUAAAGCGGCGAUUGGUGGCUCUUGGGAACUUACUGAUUCGGAGGGUAAGGUACGCAAGUCGGAAGAUUUUCUAGGGAAGUGGUUGCUGAUUUAUUUUGGAUUUACACAUUGUCCGGAUAUAUGCCCCGACGAAUUGGAAAAAAUGGCAGCGGUGGUUGAUGCGAUAGAAAAGUCACCACAAACUCCAGAAAUUCAACCGAUUUUCAUUACUGUGGAUCCGGAACGUGAUACCAAAGAAAUUGUUGGCAAAUAUGUGAAAGAAUUUUCACCAAAGUUACUGGGUCUUACCGGUACUGUUGAUCAAAUACGAAAGGUUUGCAAAGCAUUCCGUGUUUACUUUAGCGCUGGUCCACGCGACGUUGACAACGAUUAUAUUGUGGAUCACACUAUCAUUAUGUACCUAGUUAAUCCCGAUGGCGAAUUUGUGGACUAUUAUGGUCAAAAUCGCGAUAAGGAUCAAUGUAUAAGUUCGAUAUUAGUAAACAUCACCAAAUGGAAUAAUUUGAACAAAAAGUCUUGGUUUGGUUAAGAUCAUAAGGAAUUGUAGUAAGAUUUUGUUCUGAGUUGUAUUAUUAAAUGAAAAUAUGUUUAAUUAA